Messenger RNA from Asparagus officinalis (garden asparagus), 2878 nucleotides. Its product is annotated as transcriptional repressor ILP1-like. Gene Ontology annotation, cellular component: nucleus. The record is from RefSeq and is a predicted model, not a curated record. The transcript has 4 exons. Gene Ontology annotation, molecular function: DNA binding. NCBI's taxonomy places the organism in Eukaryota, Viridiplantae, Streptophyta, Magnoliopsida, Asparagales, Asparagaceae. Gene Ontology annotation, biological process: mRNA splicing, via spliceosome.
GGUCCAACCUCAGCCCCUCUCCGCCGCCGCCCCGCCGCCGUGGGCACUCGUCCCCAUAAGCCCAGCUUCUCGAAGAAUCGAGCUCCUUCAUCGGGCCCCACGCCUCCGAUCCCUUUUAAUGUCCAGCCGCAGGCCGGAGAGUAUACAAAGGAGAGGUUGUUGGAGCUCCAGAAGAACGCUCGGCCUCUCGGCAGCCUGCCGAGGCCUCAGAAACCCGAUAGCCCGUCGAAAUCCGAACCCGUUAUCGUCCUUAAAGGCCUCGUGAAGCCCACAUCGUCUCCUAUUGAUCCGGCCCCUAAGCCGAGAAAGGAAGAGGUGGAGGAGGAAUCAGAUGGGACAGAGGAAGAUAAGUUUGCGAAAUUGGGUAUUGAUGGUAGAGGAAAAGGUUUGUCUUCGAUACCGAGCCAGGCUCAUAUAGCUGCCAUUAAAGCCCGGAGGGAGAGGCUCCGGCAGAGUCGUGGGCCGGCAGCGGAUUUUAUAUCACUUGACAGCGGAGGAGUGAUGGCUACUCGGGCAUCGGAUGGUGGGUCUAGUGAUGAGGAGGAUCAUGAAUUUAGAGGUAGGAUUGCUUUGUUUGGUGAUGAAGGGGAUGAGCAAUCGAAAAAGGGUGUUUUCGAGGAGUUUGAGGAGAGGGCUCCAAUUGUUGAUACUAGGGUUGCUGGAGAGAUUGAAGCAGAGGAUGAUGAGGAUGAAGAGGAGCGGAAAUGGGAAGAGGAGCAAUUUCGAAAGGGGCUUGGGAAAAGGAUUGAAAUCAUUGAGGAAGUAUCUGUCCAUAGAGGGGUUAGCGGUGUUCAGCCUCAGAUGCCACCGCCACAGAAUUUAUAUCAUGCUGUUGGUCCUCGGCCGUUGGUGCCUGGAAGUAUGCCUUUCUUUCAGACAAUGUCGAUAUCUCAACAGGCGGAGAUUGCUACACGGGCUCUCAAGGAGAACAUCAUAAGGCUGAAGGACUCUCACAAGCGAACAAUGGAUUCCGUGGCGAAGACAGAUGAAAACUUAGCAGAUGCUCUUUCUGAUAUCACCACGUUGGAGAAGUGCCUUCAAGAAGCCGGGGACAGGUAUAUUUUCAUGCAACAGCUCCGAGACUUCAUUUCUGUGACAUGUGAUUUCUUGAAGGACAAGGCUUUGUUGAUAGAGGAGCUGGAGGAGGAGAUGCAGGAGCUCCAUGAGAAGAGGGCAGCAGCUGUGGAAAAGAGAAGAGCUGCUGAUAUCGUGGAUGAAACCGGGGAAGUUGAGUCUGGGGUUAGUGCAGCCAUGUCGGUUCUCAGCAAAGGCUCUGGGCCUGCUUAUGUAUCUGCUGCCACAAAUGCAGCACAGGUUGCUUUAGCUGCAGUGAGAGAGAGCUCGAAUUUGCCGGUUCAAUUGGAUGAGUUUGGAAGGGAUGUUAAUCUACAGAAGCGUAUGGAUUUCUCACGGCGAGCUGAGGCAAGGAAGCGAAUAAGAGCGCGGGCUGAUUCUAGAAGAAUGACUUCUAUUGGCAAGCAGUUAGAAGGAGAGGUUACCACCGAUGAGAGUGACCGUGAGAGCACUGCUUACACUUCUACAAGGGAUGAAUUGCUUCAAACAGCUGAGCAAAUCUUUAGCGACGCAGCCGAUGAGUACUCAAACCUUUCUGUUGUUAAAGAAAGGUUUGAGAGAUGGAAGAAGCAUCACUUCUCAAGCUACCGAGAUGCCUACAUGUCUUUGAGUGCACCUGAUGUCUUCUCUCCAUAUGUGAGAUUGGAGCUUCUGAAAUGAGACCCUCUUUAUAAUAUGACCGAUUUCGAAGAAAUGAAAUGGUACAAGCUUCUUUUUGAUUAUGGGUUACCAGGAAGAGAUGAAGAUUUUGAUCCUGAAGAUGCCGAUGCGAAUCUUAUCCCAGAGCUAGUAGAAAAGGUAGCUCUCCCCAUCUUGCACCAUGAAAUCUUACACUGUUGGGAUAUGUUCAGCACAAAAAGAACGGAGAAUGCUGUAUUUGCCACUAAUUUAGUCGUCACAUAUGUUCCAGUCUCGAGUAAGGCCCUCCAAGAGCUACUAUCAGUUGUUUGCUCUCGGCUCACGCAGGCCAUUACCGACCUCAGUGUUCCGGUGUGGAGCUCCGUCGUGACGAGAAUUGUGCCUGGUGCUGCUCAAUUAGCUGCUUAUCGAUUUGGGACAUCAGUUCGGCUCCUGAGGAAUAUUUGUCUGUGGAAAGAUGUACUGUCACUGCCAGUUCUAGAGAAGCUUGCUCUUGAAGAGCUCUUAAAAGGGAAGUUACUCCCUCAUAUGGAAAGCAUAAUGUCGAAUGUCCAUGAUGCUAUAACUAGAAUGGAGAGGAUUGUUGCAUCAAUGUCAGGGGUUUGGUAUGGGCCUGAGGUCACAGUAAAUCACAGCAAGAAGUUGCAGCCUUUGGUUGAUUGCGUGGAUAAACUAGGUCGGAAGUUGGAGAAGAGGCAGGCGUCAGGGGUGAGCGAGGAGGAGACCGUUGGGCUUGUUCGGAGAUUGAAGACGAUGUUGGUUGAGUUGAAUGCGCAUGAUAGAGCUAAAUCUUUGCUGAGGACCUUUCAUCUGAAAGAAGCAAUUUGAACAAGCAUUGUAGGACCAAUUUUUGUGCACCUUGUAUCAAAGAGGCAGCCAGGAUUCUGAAUAAAAAAUAUUUCAGUGGAGGUACUGUUUCUGCUUAAAUAGCUGAUGUUGACCUUGUAAAUAGAAGGGAAAGCAUCGAGCAAUUGCUUGAAGAUGGCACACUUCCAUUCUUGAGCAUAGCUUCCAUUCGUCACGGGUUCAAAAUAAUUGAUUCUUUGACUAUAUCUUCUAUUGCCCGGCAUACAGCAUCUCUUGCCACCUAUGUGAGGAAUGCUAUAGUGAGCUUGAAGCAUGAGAAUGGAUCAGAUCUCUGCACACUUUAUGGAAGCAACAUGAC